GUCCAGCUGCAGCUCACUAAAGCCCAACAGCUCAGUACCGAACAAUGAAUUGGACCAGCAAUGUGCUGACUCCUGCCCCGACCCAUACCGGUACAGUUACAUCUCAGCACCAGCAUGUAUAAAUAGGUCCGUUCAGUUUGGGGUCAGGACGUCGUUUUUUGUGAACUCCCUGUGAGAACUGAGCGCCAAUCUUUGUUGAACAGUCAGGCAAAUCUUCACUGAAAUCCACAGUAGCAUGGCUCUAAACAAUCCCACCCCGCUGGGACCAUGGAAGAUCACAGUUUAUGACCAGGAAAACUUCCAGGGAAAACGUCUUGAGUUCACCUCAGCCUGCCAGAACAUCAUGGAGUGCAGCAUCGACAACGUCCGCUCCCUCAAGGUGGAGUGUGGGGCCUGGGCAGGAUAUGAGCACUCCAGCUUCUGUGGACAACAGUUUGUGCUGGAGAGAGGAGAGUAUCCUCACUGGGAGUCGUGGAGUGGCAGCAACGCCUACCACAUUGAGCGGAUGAUGUCCUUCCGGCCCAUCUGCUCCGCUAACCACAAGGAGUCCAAGAUGGUGCUGUUUGAGAGAGAGAACUUCAUAGGUCGCCAGUGGGAGAUAAACGAUGACUACCCCUCCCUGCAGGCAAUGGGCUGGAGCAACAAUGAGAUCGGAUCUAUGCAAGUUCAGAGCGGAGCCUGGGUUUGCUACCAAUUCCCAGGUUAUCGUGGUUACCAAUACAUCCUGGAAUGCGACCGCCAUGGUGGCGAAUACAAACACUACAGAGAGUGGGGCUCCCAUGCUCAGUCCUUCCAGGUGCAGUCGCUGCGUCGGAUCCAGCAAUGAGGCCUGCAGCCGCCUCUCCCUACCAGUCACUCUUCGCCUCCUCUUCUUCCUUCUCCCCUUAUUCAUAUUCCUCCAUUCACCCAGUCAUUCCUGCACCUUUUGGGGAUUCCCAAUUGAGAAGUUGACACAGUGUUUGUUUUGUUGCCGAAUAAAAAGCACUUACAAGGGAUGGAGAGGAGAAAAUAAAAACUGAUGCUGAGAAGCUCUGGACUGAUGCCCCAGGAGGAAAGAAGAAAAGGGAAGUAAAAAGCCUCACAGUGGCAACAGAGCAGCGGAGUCACUCAGGCAUUGCUGUGUAACUUCAGAUGUUUGUGGGUCACUAUGGUGAUGCCGGUGAUGAAAAAAGAAAGAAUGGGCAACUUAAAAUAAACACAAACUCAAACAGUCUG
Messenger RNA from Poeciliopsis prolifica (blackstripe livebearer), 1215 nucleotides. RefSeq names its product crystallin, beta A1a (gene cryba1a). Gene Ontology annotation, biological process: visual perception; lens development in camera-type eye. The transcript is spliced from 6 exons. The coding region runs from base 236 to 826 and encodes 196 amino acids. Lineage: Eukaryota; Metazoa; Chordata; Actinopteri; Cyprinodontiformes; Poeciliidae. Gene Ontology annotation, molecular function: structural constituent of eye lens. The record is from RefSeq and is a predicted model, not a curated record.